CCUCAACAUGUGUCGGCAUCGUUAACCCUCCACACCAACCGAAUGUUUUCGUCUACCUCGAACUGUAUUGCGACGGAGCAAGAUUCAGAAGAUUUAUGUGUCUCGUAGAUCGUGCGUAGGAGCUGCCGAGGGAGGAAAUUGCUGUUGGACGCCAUGCCAGAGGAGCAGCGGUCCAUCAUUUUCAACAGCGCGGCAGGGGCUGGCGCAGGAAUCAUUUCCGCUACUUUUGUAUCUCCUCUCGAUGUGGUGAAGACUCGUUUGCAGGUUAAUCGGCCGAUUUUAAACUCUGAGGGGCCCCUAAAAGGUUGGACAACAAUCGGAAUCUUGUCGAAAAUCUUAAGAGAUGAGGGUCCCAGAGGUCUUUAUUUUGGUCUGUCACCAACUAUGGUGGCUUUGCUCACGAACUGGACGGUUUAUUUCACAGUUUACGAGCAUCUCAAAAGGGUGCUACAAAGCGAGGAACUUCACGAUGCUGAUCACACCACUCUUCACAGGAUGCCUAUAGGUACCACUUUAGUGGCGGCCUCGGGAGCUGGGGUAGCUACUAAUUUGGUUACCAACCCCCUAUGGGUGGUUAAAACCCGUCUGCAGACACAACGUUUAAGAUCAGACAUAGUGCCAUACAAGAGUACAUUUUCUGCUCUUCGCCGCAUAGCUGCUGAGGAGGGCGUUCGAGGGUUGUACAGUGGACUGGUGCCGGCCUUGGCAGGAAUUAGCCACGGGGCCAUACAAUUCCCUGCAUACGAGUACCUGAAGGAAUUUUUUGCUAACAGAGAUAAGACAUCUGUGGAGGAAUUAAGUCCACUUAAUGUAGCAUUUGCAUCUUCACUUUCGAAAUUUAUUGCCUCUACGCUUACUUACCCUCAUGAGGUAGUUAGGUCAAGGCUCCAAGAACAAGGCCACUCAAAGUUAGUGCAACUCAGGUAUGCAGGGGUUGUCGAUUGUAUCAAGAAAGUAUCCGUUGAGGAGGGUCUCGCUGGGUUUUAUCGGGGAUAUGCUACAAACCUGAUGAGAACCAUACCUGCAGCAGUGAUCACCUUCACAAGUUUUGAGCUUAUUAUUAAGCAGCUACAUGUUUUGUUUCCGCUCAAGCAUCAGCCAGGUACAUGGAUCACGGGGAAAGGGACUGAACAGGCCACUCGUGUUGCAGAUGCGCUGGUAGCAGCAGGGCAUGAUCCUGCUGCUUCCAAAACGAAUUCUUUAUGACGUUCAAGGCAUGAAUGCUUCAAUCAAGACGUUAUUCUCAGUUUGUGUUUCAUCAACUGGACCAACAUCUGUGAAGCUUGUUUUUAUAUUGCAUCAUCAUACUCGUACUGCCUUUGUCAUUCAUUUAAGAGUUAAGGUGUGAUACUUAGAGAUAUUGGUUCCUCAGUAUGCAUUGGAUCCUUGGAUGAAUGAACCUCAAGUGUUCAUGGGGAUAUGUCAUGGCAUUUGAUGGUGCAUCCACGAACUGGUAGCUUGAUUUGAUUGUGGACUUCAAAGCCUUUUGCCUACCCACUGUAGAGGAGAGUUUAUCCAUUUUUCAAGUGGCAUCAUGUCUAAUUGAAGGAUAUGGAAAUUGCGGCAAUGUAAUUUAGGGGAAGAAACAGGGUAAGGAUGACUAGCCACGUUGGGAUGAUGGUGCUCAAAGCUUCCUUGAGUCCUUGGUGCUGGUUUCAUUAGCUUCAGAGCAUGUCCAGUACGACUAUUUGAUUUACUGACCUGGUGGAAAGCUGAGAUCAACACCCCAGCUCUCAACUUGGCGUGCAACUUCGUAUGGUUUGAUUUCUUUAAGUGAAGGGACCAAGGCGUUAUUGAGCACACCUGUUAUACUAGUACUUAUUGUUUGCACCACCAGUGGAUUAUACUCUCAA
Physcomitrium patens is the source of this 1853-nucleotide messenger RNA. The record is from RefSeq and is a predicted model, not a curated record. Lineage: Eukaryota; Viridiplantae; Streptophyta; Bryopsida; Funariales; Funariaceae.